Messenger RNA from Ruditapes philippinarum (Manila clam), 2175 nucleotides. RefSeq names its product heat shock 70 kDa protein 12B-like. The transcript is spliced from 4 exons. Gene Ontology annotation, molecular function: ATP binding; ATP-dependent protein folding chaperone. Bases 458 to 1888 code for a protein of 476 amino acids. The record is from RefSeq and is a predicted model, not a curated record. NCBI's taxonomy places the organism in Eukaryota, Metazoa, Mollusca, Bivalvia, Venerida, Veneridae.
CAUGAAUUCGUAAGGAUAUUUUAUUACUUCAAAUUGUAGCAAUUUAAAACGACGAUAUGCAAGAACCAUUGUUUUCAUUCUAAACGCUUACUGCAUUUCAAUCAUGUGAUAGUCCAGAAAUAAAAGAUAUAAAAGUGGUUAAAUUUUCUAUUAGCUUUGAUUUUUCUGUGUUAGUUCUAUUAACAAGGCUGCUUCAAGAUUGCUUGUUGUUGCAUUUGACUUCGGAACAACAUACAGUGGAUAUGCUUUUUCAUUCCGGGAUGACCCUUUGAAAAUCCAAAGCAAUCAAGGAUGGAUUGCUGGCAGUGAUCAACUCAUCUCAUUGAAAACACCAACAUGCGUUCUUCUAAAUCAAAGAAAAGAGUUUGACUCAUUUGGUUUUGAAGCUGAAAAUAAAUUUGCAGACCUUGCCGAAGACAAUAAACACCAUGGUUGGCUUUUAUUUCGUAGGUUCAAAAUGAUCCUACACAAUAACGAGAACUUAUCAAGGGCAACUACCGUUGAAGAUAUUAAUGGAAAAUCUAUGCGUGCAUUGACUGUCUUUACAAUGGCAAUUAGAUAUCUAAAAGACCAUUUUCUCGAGGCUCUCAACAAACAGAAGACUGGAAUUGAAGACAAAGACAUACAAUAUGUUAUUACAGUGCCUGCAUUAUGGAAUGAUAAAGCCAAACAGUUUAUGCGAGAAGCAGCAGAAAAGGCUGGAAUAGCAAAGACACAACUAAAGUUGUCAUUUGAACCUGAAGCGGCGUCUGUAUGGUGCCAGACAAUCUCUACAGAUAUAAAGAAAAGUCUGACUAGAUCAGGAAAACAGUACAUGGUCAUUGACCUUGGAGGUGGAACAGCAGAUAUAUCUGUCCAUGAAAAGCAAAUUGAUGACACUUUAAAAGAACUACAUAAAGCAAGCGGGGGAUCCUGGGGAGGCACAGUUGUUGACGACAAUUUCAUAGAAUGGCUUACAAAAAUAUUCGGGAAAUCUACAAUGCAAAGAUUUAAAGAUGAGCAAAUGGAAGACUACUUCCAAUUGUUAAGAGCGUUCGAAAUAAAAAAGAGAAACAUUAAAACCGAUACAACGGGGAACAUAACGUUCAGAUUGCCUGCAUCACUGAAGGACCUAUAUCAAAACUAUAAUAAGGAUGCAUUGAAGGACAGAAUUGUUGCAAUGGGAUUAUCUGAUAUUGUAAAAUAUGACGGCGACAAACUGAGAGUAGGCGCUUCGGUCAUUAAGCAAUGGUUUGAGCCUCCUAUUUACAACGUGAUUCAGCAUGUACAACAGAUUCUUGCAAAACCAAACAUGCAAAAAGUCGAAACGAUUCUUUUGGUUGGCGGAUUUGGGGAGUGCAAAUAUGCCCAAGACCUUCUAAAGAGAGCAAUGCAUGACAGGGAAAUUUUUAUCCCAGAAGAGCCAGGUCUUGUUGUUCUCAAAGGUGCAGUACGUUUUGGUCAUUUCCAAGAUAUUGUUCGCUCGAGAAUAAUGACCCGCACGUAUGGAUUUGAAGUGACUCAUGAUUAUGACAUGCAGGAAUUUCAAAAUGCAGAUGAAGUGUUUUUUCUCCAGCAUCGGAAAUUAAUUAGUAAUGUGUUCGACAUAAUGAUAAGAGUGGGAGAAGAAACAAGUAUAGGGAAAACAAUUACCAAAGGUCCAUACGUACCAAUCGGCCUACAUAAAACAUGUUUUAAAAUCUACACCACAGAAAGCGUUGAUCCAAAAUAUGUGACAGAUCGAGGUUGCAGACAAAUUGGAAUGCUCACUGUAUCACACUCAAAUGGACGAUCCCAGAAUGACAACGCAGUUAUGGCUUCGUUCAUAUUUGGUGAUACGGAACUUUUUGUGAAGGCUGUAAAUAUAAGAACAAAAGAAGAAUUUUUCACUUAUAUAGACUGUCUAUAAAAAAAAUGUUUGCAUAUUUUCUAACUAUCCUGUAGGAAUAGAUUAAUGGCAUUGAUUACUUUUGUCUGUGUUGAAAUCACAAUAGAAUUAAUAUUGAGAAUCAAUAUAAGAUUUGUUAUGUAUAUACACUUUAUUUAAAAUGUUUUUAAUAUAUAUUUCCUGAAUAGCUCAGGAGGUAGAAUGCAGGAUUGUUAAUCUCGAUGUCGUGGGUUCGAUACCGACUCAUGCUACUAUAAUUUUUAAUAAUUUUGUUUAUUUGAUGUUUAUAUAAUUUUUCAUGUUCAUUU